AUGAUUCACGAUGCUGUGCUCGACUACUACGGACGGCGGCUAGCAACAUGUUCCUCGGACAAGACCAUCAAAAUCUUCGAAGUUGAGGGCGAUUCGCAUCGGUUAACGGAGACACUGAAGGGCCACGAGGGUGCAGUCUGGUGUGUCUCGUGGGCGCACCCCAAAUACGGCAACAUCCUCGCCUCAGCUUCCUACGACGGCAAAGUCUUCAUCUGGCGCGAGCAGUCCUCCCAGUGGCAAAAAGUCUACGAGUUCGCUCUCCAUACCGCAUCCGUAAACCUCGUCUCCUGGGCGCCGCACGAAGCAGGCUGCCUGCUCGCCUGCGCUUCCUCGGACGGCAAUGUGUCGGUGCUCGAGUUCAAGGACAAUAGCUGGUCUCACCAGAUCUUCCCUGCGCAUGGCAUAGGCGUCAAUGCCGUUAGCUGGGCGCCUGCGAUACAGCCGGGGAGCUUGACUAGUGCGGCACAGCCUGGUCCCGGCGCGCUGAGGCGGUUUGUGACGGGUGGAAGCGACUGUGAAGUCAAGAUUUGGGAGUUCAGUCCUGAAACUAACACCUACAACUGCGUGUCGACCCUGAAAGGCCACGGUGACUGGGUGCGCGAUGUUGCGUGGUCCCCGACUAUCCUCUCGAAAUCUUACAUUGCCUCUGCAUCACAAGACAAGACGGUACGGAUCUGGACAAGCACCAAUCCAAGUCUUUCAGGCGAGUGGAAAUCCACAACUCUGAACUUCGAUGCCGUUGCAUGGCGCGCCAGUUGGUCCCUCAGCGGCAAUGUUCUCGCCGUAAGCACAGGCGACAACCGGGUUAGCUUAUGGAAGGAGCGGUUGAGCGGAGGAUGGGAACUAAUCAAGACGAUCGAAGAGUAG
Coniosporium apollinis CBS 100218 is the source of this 867-nucleotide messenger RNA. Its product is annotated as protein transporter SEC13. Gene Ontology annotation, biological process: positive regulation of TOR signaling; COPII-coated vesicle budding; protein import into nucleus. The transcript has 6 exons. Gene Ontology annotation, cellular component: nuclear pore outer ring; COPII vesicle coat. Gene Ontology annotation, molecular function: structural molecule activity; protein binding. The record is from RefSeq and is a predicted model, not a curated record. Lineage: Eukaryota; Fungi; Ascomycota; Dothideomycetes. Bases 1 to 867 code for a protein of 288 amino acids.